UUCACAUUUCGCCCAAACUCCCCGGACUUCAUAUCAGGCCGUUAUAUUUAUGCUUGUCUCAGAUCACGUGGCUGUGUUACUUGAAUUGCGUUUGCGGUGAAACAUUUACUCCUACUCCCAUCACAUCGAUAUUUACCCGCUUCAGCAACGAACACUCGUCUAAACGACCUGAUUUACUAUCGUGCAACACAUCCUUACGUAACUAAUGAAUAAGGAAUUCAUGUGCCGCAGCUGAGUGACGUAUUGCUAGCUCAUAUACAAAGCCCAAGCGGGCUGUCUCAGAAAUGGCUGGCGUUACUAUCGACCGGCGAACCGGCCAGGCCUAUAGGGAGAUGGCCUUUCAUCCUUCCAAGUAUCCUAAUAGACCCUUUUGGGUUCACGAGUCUCCGUUCUUGCCAGAAAGGUGGGAGGAGAGCAGCCGAGUCGGGGCGCCCUCAUUACAGCAUUCCGCCAUGAAGUGCCUGUUGUCUGACCAGAGGAGACUACGGCCGGAAAUUUUUGCUUACGUACCCUGGCAUAUUGCUAGCUACCUCUGGGAUUGCCUUGGCAAGAGCAAGAGAAGAACUCUACACAGCUGGAAGCUCUUUGCAAUGGCCUACCCCGAGCAAUUCCGAGAAGUCAACCGUUAUCGCUCCUAUAGUGUCAAAAGCGUGGAGAUGGGCAUGCCCGAAUACUGGAAGGAGGUGAAGAGCGAGACCUUGAGUUGGCGGGUUGUGCUGAGUUUGGACCCAUCAAUCGCCAGGGUUCCUGAUCUCGUGGAGAUAGCUAGUAUCCGGAACUUGGUAGCUUUGGAAAUAUCAUCGCCACCGCAGACCUGGCAUAACGGCGAGUCGUCCGGGGUCACGCUCAGCAAUCGCAUCAUCCGGUCGUGGAACGAGUUGCAGCAGAGUUCUGGGGCAUUUGCACAUCUCCGAGUCUUGGUCUUGUCUCGUCAAUGUGACCUCACGGUGCAGAUCUUUCAAUACCUGCGAGACUUUCCGUCGCUGGAGAUUGUUCUCGCGGCGGACUGCGGGGAUCUCACGAAGGCGUCUAAGGUUGAUUUUCAAGUUGAUGGAUGGCUAGUAGAUCCCGAUACGAAACGGGACGGAACUCUCUACGAUCAGUACUUAUCAGUUAUCAAAAGCGAGGCAAAAAAGCCGACCGGCCUAGACACUGCCCCUGUCUUGAACUUCGCAAUCAACCCUAGCAAAACCAAAAGCGACACGCCAAUGAGGAAAGAGCAAGUCUGCUUCUACCGCGACGGCAGCAAGACUUACAAGCACGAGCAAGAGUCAGACCGGAAAAGGCCACGAGGCUAUCCCCAGAUGAAAAUACAAAGGCCAGAUAAAUACCGCAAGAUAGGCUGGGAAGGACUGCUGGGAGACUUGAGUUGAUUGUCAAAAGUGUCAGACCAUCAAGUGGGGACUAUAUCCAUAGUUAGUUAAUGCUGACUGGAUGAUGUCACUGCUAACAGUCUCAGGGCGGUCGGCCAUAUCUCGGCCGGGGGACCGCCACAGUGUGGGAGCUGCAGAGGUACCUGCAUAGCUGUAGAUCAGUAAGGAGCAGACAGGCCUAGUUGACUCGAUACAAAGUACAUCAAUGUGUAGAACGAUUGGG
Aspergillus piperis CBS 112811 is the source of this 1596-nucleotide messenger RNA. RefSeq names its product CBS domain-containing protein. NCBI's taxonomy places the organism in Eukaryota, Fungi, Ascomycota, Eurotiomycetes, Eurotiales, Aspergillaceae. The record is from RefSeq and is a predicted model, not a curated record. The transcript has 2 exons. Bases 285 to 1373 code for a protein of 362 amino acids.